UUCGACUGUCAAAGUCAAAUCAAAUCAUUCAAAUGUCAAUAACCGCUGUGCCUGCGACGAUCUGUGAUUAUAACCUUACUCUAAACUUUAAAACCAUUUAUUUAUAAACUGUACUCGUGUAUCUGCUGAAAUAUAAAAAUACAGACCAAUAUGGCUGAUAUUGUGGAUACUGAGGAAGUUGACAGAGACACUGUAGAACCUGAUGUGUUAGAACAACAGUUCCAAAAGAAAUACAAAUUACUCACAGAAACAACUGUAUCACUUAAGAGAUCUUAUAUUAAUAAAUUACAUGCAACCAAAUCGUUGAAAAUAGCAGUAAGUUUAUCAGACAACAGCAUAGAGGUAUACCAGCUAGACAGCUCGUCUCUGAGCAAGGUGUGUCGCCUGAGCGGCCACGAGAAGGCGCUGACGGAGGUGGUGUGCGACCCCAACGAGGACCACCUCGUGUACUCGGCCGGGCAGGACGGGCUCGUCAAACUGUGGGACACGCGGACCAGCGGCACCUGUGUGCAGGAGUAUAAGGAUAAGGACGAAGAGCUAAUCAAGCCUUUUGAGUGUAUGGACAUCUCUUGCAAUGGGAGAGUGCUGUGUGCCGGCAGUCAGCUGGUGGAGGACGAUGCUUACUUGGUGUUCUGGGACAACCGGCAGCCCAGCCCACUGGGUGGCUACUGGAACUCACACACUGAUGACAUCACACAGGUGAAAUUCCACAAAACAAAGACAGAGAUACUAGCAACAGGCUCACUGGAUGGCCUUCUGAAUGUGUUCAACGUGAUGGAGCUGAGUGAAGAUGAUGCUCUCACGUACUCCCUGAACAUAGAGAACUCUGUGGAGAAGUUGAGCUGGCUGGACGAGAAGCAGGUGGCGUGCAUUACACAGUCCAAUGACCUGCAGCUGUGGGAUACCAGCACUGGAGACAUGCUUACGAGUUUCACCAGAGAUAAACUUUCUAGAAGUAUAAGGAGAAGUAAAGCUGACGACUGUUACUUGGUGGACACAUACACGUCGAUAGACGACACGCCGGUGGUUCUGGCUGGCUCCUAUGAAGGUGAUGGGCACGUGCUGCGCUCGGUGACGGUGGCGGACAAGCGGCUGCAGCCGAGCUCCAACUUCGCGGAGAACAAACAGACCGUCCGCUGCUGCUGGUACGAUGCACAACGCGACGUGCUGGUGUCGGGCGGCGAGGCGGGCGCGCUGGUCGUGUGGCGCGGCGGGGGCGCGGGCGGGGGCGAGGCGGCGGGCGCGGGGGGCGGGCGCCUCGCGCAGCAGCACCGCCUGCACGCGCACCGGCACAAGCCCUACUGAUCUCUGCUGCUACUAUGCAUUAACUAGCUUUGUAGGUAACACUGAAAAAACUCAUGAAGAUUGUAAAAGUUGCCAAUUACCGAAAAAAAUUGUUCAAAAUGACGAAGAACGAAUGAAGGCAAAUUGUUUUAGCUAUUGUGGGGAUUGAAAUGUACGAGCCGACUGACAUCGCGGGCAGCACGGACUGGCCCCGAGCUGUCACAACCGGCGCCCGCCCUCCCCCCGCCGGCACUGCUUCCACAAUGCUGAUAGCAUAUAUAUAGCGAUCUGAAUUUGAUGUUGCGUACAACACAAAUAGGUUUCAUCCCUUAAUCAAUAUGCAGUGUUAGAACUCGAACGACAAGGUGUGUCGUAUAUUGUGACUUAGAUAACAGCAAACGUUACUAAUGUAUUAAAAGCUGGGAUUAUGGGUUAUAUAAAACAACACACUUCAAUAACUUAGCACUUUAAUCAAAACCCAAAGUUAUAUCUAAAGUAAUUCACUAUAAAAUAAUGAUUGUAACACGGCUCCAGGUGUUACUUUAAAAUAUAAUAAUUAAUUUGAUUACUCAAUACAUAAAGUUAGCGGUCGGAGCCGUUCAGUAAAACACAUGCAUGCAAAAUACAUAAGAUUUAUAUAAACACAACUCUUCAAAAUAUUUUUAUAAAUACGUAUACAAAUUUUAUGGCCAUUAUUGUUACCAAAUAAAUGAAUACCAAGUUAAAA
This is a messenger RNA of Helicoverpa armigera (cotton bollworm), 2011 nucleotides long. Its product is annotated as WD repeat-containing protein 89. The record is from RefSeq and is a predicted model, not a curated record. Gene Ontology annotation, molecular function: protein binding. The transcript is spliced from 8 exons. NCBI's taxonomy places the organism in Eukaryota, Metazoa, Arthropoda, Insecta, Lepidoptera, Noctuidae. Bases 151 to 1305 code for a protein of 384 amino acids.